Molecule: messenger RNA, 1383 nt
Organism: Fulvia fulva
Lineage: Eukaryota; Fungi; Ascomycota; Dothideomycetes; Mycosphaerellales; Mycosphaerellaceae
Exons: 1
Coding region: 1-1383 (460 amino acids)
Source: RefSeq, a predicted model, not a curated record
AUGUCCGGUUAUAACCCAGAUCUUCCGAGGUCAACUGUUCUUCCUGGCUCGCCGUUGCUGAACCAGGACUGCACCUUUAAUGAUUUCGCUCGAGACAUUGGAUUCUGCAGGAAAGAGAUGUUAUUCAAUCUGCAGAACGCUAACUUGACGAACCCAAUCCAUCCUUGCUUUCAAGCGACGAGAUUCGCCAGCACUAUCAGAUAUCAGGAUCUCGACCAGGCCCUUCGACUUGCUUCGCAUUUCCUCGCAGUUCUGCUGCCGGAAUUCUACACAAUCCUCUGCGCUCAGCGGAGGAGACAUCGGAAGACGGGGAAAGACGGGCAGCCGAUAGAACUCUUUGCUGAGCCUCCGAAACAACUGACCGCAGAGCAGGACUUCGCAGUGCAGGAGCAACUUCAUCUUCUGGCCGGUAGUGUAGACUACGUACUCGAUACCUCCCAGGAUCCGUCGAACACGGUCUCGGCGACUUGUUGUGAGGCCCCGGACAAGGACCUCCCGUCUCGUGUCAUGCGGCGUGGUAUGUGCAGUACCAUCCAGAUAAACCAUGCUUGUUAUACACGACUCGCGUAUUCAUACUACGAACGAAAGAAUGAUAUGGUCAGGUACAACUACUACUGUCUAGAACUGGCCUCCUCACUGGUACACGAACUGGCACACGCAGCGACUAAUUUACGCUGUGAUCAGUAUCAAAGAAAACCUCACUACUUCCUAGGGCAUACUGCUAAAACUUCCGAGGAAGGAUUCGAGGUAGAGUCAAAGCUCUUUGGCGGUAUCCUCAUUGGAAGAGGUGCCUAUGAAUACAGCAACAGCUACAUCUACCCCGAUGGCCGACACAGCGAAGUCACCUGGCCGAUAGUCUUGACGAAUUGGCCAGAUGCUUGCAACACGCUCCCAGCCUACACUGUUACCACUGUAGAAGACUUGAUUGACACAUCGGAGAUGAGUGCAGAGGAGAUAGAGCAAAACAAAAACGAGGUCGCAGAAGCCUUUGCUGUUUGGUACGCUGCCAAAGGCAGGGAGAAGAUACCACCUGAAGUGAUUGUCUUGGAGGUCCUUCCGGCAUAUGCCAUACAAUGGAACACCGACUUCCUUCACUGGCAUCAGAUGUUCCAGGACAGCUUCUGGGACGUCAAGGUCAAGACGUUUGGACGUGAAGCUGCCCUGUGGCCGGCGCGGGAGAGAGGCAUACGCUGGCAACUCAGGCCGGUGCAGACACGAAUCGUGACGGAUCCUAGCAAUCUUGCCGGGGUGCCUGAGACUCAUUACGUCCAGUUCACUGGGCUUGUCCGCCGGAAGGGCAAUGAAGUCGCAGAUUUGGAUGAUCUGCAUCGAUAUCAUUUCGAGCCUGAUUCAUCUAGUAACACUCAAUUUCAGCAGUGUUAG